Molecule: messenger RNA, 264 nt
Organism: Hydatigera taeniaeformis
Lineage: Eukaryota; Metazoa; Platyhelminthes; Cestoda; Cyclophyllidea; Taeniidae
Source: the annotation of a GenBank genome assembly
AUGGGCAGUCUGCACGGUGGCAGCUUCACAACUGGUCCAGGACAAACCAACCACAUGACCCUCGACACAAUGGACAGUCGUCAUACCUUGACACAGACAAAUGACCUCUCGUAUCAUUGGUUCCGACCCAGUGCAACACGUCAAGAGGCCAUACAGAUGCUCAUCAACAAGGAGCCCGGACGUUUCAUCAUACGUGCAAGCAAAUCUCAGCCAGAUUCCUACGCUCUUGUUGUUCGAGUGCCACUAACAGCCGGUGAGAUUUGA